UUUGCUAUCGAUUAUAAUCAGCGCACAUUCCAAUGUCCACUAGCAGAGUCACACCCACUGACAUUGAACUCAAAGAGGCUCUAAAAUCUCUCAAAUCCUCAAAUCCGACCCUAGGAGUCCCCAAAAUACACGCUCUUCUCCUCCAAACACAUUCCGAAUGGCUCGUCAGUGAAAAACGGACCCGGAAAUUCCUCCAAAACGAGGGUCUGGUACUUUCAGCAGACCCGAACGGAAAUUCAUUCCAGGAUAAAGGGAAAGCACCUUAUCCUUCUUCGCGCAUUAUACCCAAUCUUGACGUUGGAAAAUGGUCGACCAAGGUGGAAGUCAAGUAUUUCAAUAAACGUAAAGGAAAGGGUCUUGUGGCGAAGGAAAAAAUUGUUGAAGGGGAAACCGUUUGGAAAGAGGAUCCGUUCAUUAUAGCACCUGAAUGGGACAUAUAUGACCUUCAGGUGCAGUCAAACGCAUGUAGCCAUUGUACUACGCCUUUCUCUUCCACAGUCAGUGCUUCUCUAGUGACUUCUUGCCCUUCGACAUCAUCUUUCGCCUCGAGCUCAAACAAUUGUCCCGCACGGUUCUGUAAUCGUCUAUGUCAGGCGCGUUCUGCAAAACACCAUCCCCUUCUCUGUCCUUCUCAAAACCCCGCGUCGAUCCCCUUAAUGAAAUGGACGCGUGAAAUACAAUGGUUGGCCUUACACGCGUUGGCCCAGCUGACUAGUCGACUCAUGUUGGCUAAUCAGAUCGACACCAAGCUGGCUGAAGAAGAUUGGCGGACAUAUAGUAGUUUAGCACAGAUGAGUUUGGCAGAUCGAGUCAAGUAUUCUUUGAACGACACUGAUACCCAUUCCGAUGCCGUGAACCAGCCUGGAUGGAAAAAGGCCUUCGAGUUGUAUAUCCAAGCCUUCCGACAUCCUGUAUCUGCUACUGAUCAAAAGAAACUCAUAAAAUUGUACAAAAAACCACUCAAGCCGGAGAUCGAACGGGAGUUGUUCGAAUACGACGGUUUUCUUCGAGGUUUAGGGCGUAUGAGUCUUAACUUAGAAGCUCAUGGUGGUUUGUACACUUUUCACUCUCACUUGAAUCAUUGUUGCUCUCCCAACAUUUCCGUUCGCCACCUCGAUCGCAUGUCUCUGUACCGCAUCACCAUCAUCGCUUUGCGCGACAUACAAGUUGGAGAAGAACUCAAUGUUACCUAUGUCAAUCCUCAAGGUGGUGUACGUGCCAGGCAGAAUGAGCUUGAACAAUGGGGAUUUGGCAAGUGUGUGUGUGAAAGGUGUGUGAGAGAAGCGAAGGAGUUGAGAGACAAGGGAGAAGAUUUUGACAAUGUCAACGGCGAUACUUUCGAAAUGAAGGACCUCGAGAAGGAGUUGAAAGCAGGUUUAGGAGUCUUGUGAUGAAUUUGGAACCUUCGCUGUAUCUCGACCGUCGUGGUGGUAUUUCGCCACUUUUUUUGGCCGUUCCUUGUAAUUCAUAGUCGUGUU
Molecule: messenger RNA, 1478 nt
Organism: Marasmius oreades (fairy-ring Marasmius)
Lineage: Eukaryota; Fungi; Basidiomycota; Agaricomycetes; Agaricales; Marasmiaceae
Exons: 4
Coding region: 33-1391 (452 amino acids)
Molecular function (GO): protein binding
Source: RefSeq, a predicted model, not a curated record